Molecule: messenger RNA, 1679 nt
Organism: Amphiprion ocellaris (clown anemonefish)
Lineage: Eukaryota; Metazoa; Chordata; Actinopteri; Pomacentridae
Gene: slc35d4
Product: transmembrane protein 241
Exons: 15
Coding region: 154-987 (277 amino acids)
Cellular component (GO): Golgi apparatus
Molecular function (GO): antiporter activity
Source: RefSeq, a predicted model, not a curated record
CUGUGUGAGGACGUCUUGACGUGUCACUAGGGGACACUGAGGGAAGUUUCCGAUCUUAAACGUCUCUAGUUUGAAAACACGCUACAUGUAUGAAAUGUAGAGUUAGUUUUUGGUGGGAGCCAUGUCCCUGCUGCGGUGUGUCUGCGGCUCAACAUGCAGUGGAGGAGACACACCACCGGACUCGCUUUUAGCCUCCUUUUCGUUGUCUCGUAUUUCACGAACAAGUUUGUCCUGUCGGUGCUAAAGUUCACCUAUCCAACCUUAUUCCAAGGAUGGCAGACAUUUAUCGGGGCUGUCCUCCUUCUCCUAUCUGGGAAACUGGGAUGGGUGGAAAUGAGCCGCAUCACCAGAUCUGCAGCUCUGUCCUGGCUUCCAGGCUCAUGUCUGUUUGUGGGGAACAUAUAUGCUGGUUCCAGGGCCUUAUCACGCAUAGACAUUCCUUUUUUCUUCACUCUUCAGAAUUCCUCUCAUGUUGUUAGUUACAUAAUCGUCAAGGCUGUCCGUAGAGAAAAGAAGACACAAUGGCCCAAAUUAAUCAGCAUUUGCCUCAUGCUGCUCUCAGCGGUCAACCUUCCGUGGUACGACCCUCAGUUUGACUACAGUGGUUACCUGUGGGCUGUCUGCCAUCUGGUCUGUGUUGGUGCAUACAGGGUGUUUCAAGUUCACUACAAGUCCAGUAACCUGAGUGAUCUUGAGCAACAGUGCAUUAACUACUUGUUCAGUGUGCUGCUGCUGGCCAUCGCUGCUCAUCCAACAGGAGACCUCACAGGUGCCUUGGAGUUUCCCUCCCUGCAGUCCUACACAUUUCACGGUGGAUGCUGUGCCAGUGCUUUGCUGGGGUUUUUGCUGCUGUUGACCACAGUCAAGUUAAAAAGUGGACUGUCCCUCGAGCACUUUGGGGUUUGGAUUUUUUUGUCCAAGGUCACUGCGAUGUUCCUCUCCCCGUUUAUUUUCCACAUGGACAUCAACAUCCCGUCUCUCUUUUGAAUCUCACCAUGUCUCAGCAUGAAGAAGAGCUUGAUCCAAUCAUGUACACUACCAAUCAAAGGUUUGGACACACUUUCUCAUUCAAUAAUUAUUUUCUACAUUGUAGAUUAAUACUAAAGACAUCAAAACUAUAAAAGAAUACAUAUGAAAUUAUGUUGUAAACAAAAAAGUUAAUCUUCAGUAUUUAUCUACAAUGUAGAAAAUAAUACAAAUAAAUGAAAAGCGUUGAAUGAGGUAGUUUUGACUGGUAGUGUACAUGUGCAAUUUUCCUCAAAUACAUUACAUGUUCUCUGUUAUUACGGUGUGAAUUAUCGCAUUAUUAUAUGAAACAUUUCACAUUAUAACAAGACAAGAGUAUAUUGUUUGCCUUUUGUUAUAACAUUUGAGAUUUAUCUGUCACAAUAAUAUGAAAAUAUUAUGAGAGGAAAUUUUUUGAUGCUAAAAUGGUCAGUUUUUCCAUUUUCUUGUGUGCCAAUAAUACACUUUCAUACCUUUGUUCCUCAGUCAUCUUUUACAUUCAUUUUGGUAAUGAAUGUCUCCUUUUUUGUGCCGUUCCUCAGUGUCAGUUAUUGGCUGUUAAAUUGAUUUUUGUAACUGCUACAUGUAGGUGAAUUAUUUCCAUGUUUGACUUUCCUCCUUAAUAGUUAAAAAAAGCACCAGCGCUGUGUCCAACCUGUUUUUUUUGUUUUUUU